AUGACAACUGUAGCAGCAAAUGGGGCUGAUAUCAACAAUGGAGAUGCUCCUUCACAGGGUGUGAUCACUGCUUCAAGAGAUUAUGGAACGCCAGCAUUAGAUCUCACACCGCUUCGACUUUUGGCUUUACGUUCAUUACUUUCACUUUUGGACCAAAUAGCUGAACCAAAGACGCUUUUACUUGAUGCUACACUUGCAGGACCACUUGGACUUGUUUCUGAUGUCGGAAGUUUGCGGGAACAUGGCGUUGAAAGAAUGUUCUGGCUGGAAGAGCCUGAGGAUCAUUUCCCCAAAACAGAACAAGAAGGCAACGAUAGAAUGAUCGGCCUCGAAAAGGAUGUCAAUGCGCCAACUCGAGCAGUGGUAUACAUUUGUCGUCCAACAUUGAGUCUAAUAAGGGUCAUAUCAGGUCAUAUUCUUUACGAUCGGAGGACUGCAGCAAAUGCAAACUCCCUCAAACACACCUAUCAUGCCCUAUUUUCUCCAAGAAGAACAGAGCUGGCCUUGCAACUGCUCUCGUCCAUAGCCACGCCUUCAAUAUUGAGCGAUCUGAACUUGCAUGAUCUAGGGCUGGAGUUUGUACCGCUAGAGCAGGAUGUUCUUUCGCUAGAGGAAGAAAAGGCUUGGUCUGAUAUCUGGGCAAAAGGCGAUCAUGGAGUGAUACAUCGUUCUGCCAUGGCUUUGAUGACCGUUCAGCAUGUCUAUGGUGCUUUUCCACGCAUUGUGGGGAAGGGAGAUAUGGCAAAAAGGCUUUCUUCUCUUCUUUUACGACAGAGGCGUGAGUAUCUGGCAUCAGAUCCCUCUAAUCCGUCGCUACAAAACCCUUCACGCUCGAUCGACAGUCUGAUUAUCAUUGACAGAAGUGUCGAUUUGGCAACUCCAUUGUGCACUCAACUCACAUACGAAGGUUUGGUGGAUGAAGUGAUUGGAAUACGUAGCGCACACGUUGAAGUCGACCCUGCGUUGGUAUCGGAUGCUAGGACCAAUCUUGCUCCUGCUGCAAGCACAGCUUCUGGAAGUACUACACCGAUACCAUCUGCUCGGAAAACGAAAAAGGUUCGAUUGGAUCGUACAAUAGAUCCAUUAUUUGGCUCGAUUCGUGAUGAAAAUUUCGCAAUAGUAGGAGAGAAAUUACACACAUCUGCAAAGAGGCUCAAUGAAGAUUAUGAAAGGAGACAUAAUGCCAAAACAGUUUCUGAGAUGCGUGCAUUUGUGAGCAAGUUGGGCGGAUUGACGAAAGCGCAUGCAAGUUUACGAUUGCACACUGGAUUGACGGAAAGAAUAAUGGAAUUCACUACACAAGAAAUUUUUAAUGCCAGUUUGGAACUUCAACAAAAUAUUGUCGCUGGAGUUGAUUUGAACGAUCAGCUAUCGAAUAUUGAAGAUCUCCUCUCAGCACAAGCGCCAGUGUUGACUGUUAUUCGAUUGCUUUGCCUGUUCAGUGUUGUAAGUGGGGGUAUCAAACCGAAGAAUCUGGAAUAUCUAAAAAGGGAAAUCGUUCAAACGUAUGGAUAUGAGUACAUUCCCUUGCUCGAUAUGCUGGCGAAGACUGGGCUUAUGACACGAGCAACACCGUCGAGCACACGUACUAGCGUUGGUUUUCAAGCGGUCAGAUCAUCGUUGAGAUUGGUCGUUGAUGAUAUAGACGAGCAUGAUCCGAACGAUGUGAGCUAUACGUACAGUGGAUAUGCUCCUUUGAGUAUUCGAUUGGUACAGGCAAUCGCUCAAAAAGAUGCUCUGUUGGCUCGGAAUACUGGACAAUCGCAAGGUGGUCAAUCACUUUCACUUGCGUCUGCACCAAAAGCACACCCAAUAUUGGGAUGGAGAGGAUUUGAAGAUGUCGUGCGCAGUCUUGAAGGAGCAACAUUUGAUGAAGUGCAAGGCAAGGAUGAGAUUCAUACUCGAGCAGGAAUCGAUGGCGCAAAUGCUAGGAAGACGACUGAUACCUCAAAUAUUGCUGCUAACCCACCCGGAAUGGGAAGCUCUGCAUUGAAUGCGACCACAACCACGAUGGUGUUCUUCUUGGGGGGUGUGACGUUUGCUGAGAUCUCCGCGUUGCGAUUUAUGGCCUCACGUACGCGCAACAGACGAUUCCUCAUUGCGACCACAAACACCAUCACAGGCGACACAAUGAUUAAGAGCUUGCAAUAA
Molecule: messenger RNA, 2151 nt
Organism: Meira miltonrushii
Lineage: Eukaryota; Fungi; Basidiomycota; Exobasidiomycetes; Exobasidiales; Brachybasidiaceae
Product: Sec1-like protein
Exons: 2
Coding region: 1-2151 (716 amino acids)
Biological process (GO): intracellular protein transport; vesicle-mediated transport
Cellular component (GO): CORVET complex; fungal-type vacuole
Source: RefSeq, a predicted model, not a curated record